Diplodia corticola is the source of this 1152-nucleotide messenger RNA. Its product is annotated as endo-beta-protein. The record is from RefSeq and is a predicted model, not a curated record. The transcript has a single exon. Lineage: Eukaryota; Fungi; Ascomycota; Dothideomycetes; Botryosphaeriales; Botryosphaeriaceae. Bases 1 to 1152 code for a protein of 383 amino acids.
AUGGUCCUCGAGGAGGCCACAAAUUCGAGAAGCGCACCGUCUGAUAGCUUUGCCGACAACGCCUAUCCAUCCGACGCCGAUCCGUACUCUACUCCUGAUCGCGGUGGGCAGAAGUACGUCUACCAAAUCAAUUUGGACGAAUACCCGCGACCGCCGCCGAUCAUUGGCCUUCUCGUGGGUUAUCCUCGUGCACGCGCUGCCACCACUGUCGCCGAAACUUCAAAGGCUGCAGCACACGUGUUGCGUCGUCCUUUAACAGAGGAGGAGGCAAGGGCGCUGGCAUAUCAUGUCACCAAGGCGAACAGCACGGCAGCUUAUGGUGCAUCGGCCGGCGCCCUUUUGGCAAUGGUUCGUUGCUACCAGACCAGGCAGGAGUUCAAGUUUCCGUUUUGGAAACCGUCGACCGUUCCAGGCUGGAACCCUGACGUUCUGGGCCCCUUGAAGGGGCAGGCGGCACGCACGGCGUACCAUUUGCUUCGCAUUCCGCCGUAUUGGUUCAUCGGCGCCUUUACUGCAGCGGUACUAUCGCAGCCCUAUGGGAACGUGGUAGCAACCGUCGCAAUGGCGCAGGAUGAGCGGCUGAAGGCGGUGAAUGAGGCCAUUCAAAGGCUUUCCAGGAACAGGUCAGGCCUCCCUAGUCGACAACCCCCACCCAGCGCUCCUUACCCAGGCCCAGCCCCGCAAAGCGGUGGCAACGACGUGUACGAUGACAUGUCACCAACCUCUGGCGCAUAUGCCGAUAGUCCAGUCAACUCGAACUCGCGCACAUCAUCCGAUCCGUCCCAGGAUGCCGUACCGCGUUGGGGCCAGGGCCAGCCGGUUGGUCAAGCCCAUUCAGACGACGAUGCAUCGCCGACCGGCGGCUUAGGUCCCAUUGAUUCCGGGAUUUCUUCAGGCGGCGGAUCCGCAUGGGACCGUGUCAGACAGCAAGCUUCGUCAGAGCGGGGACCAUCACGGGGAUCUUCUGCACCCUGGGCCAAACCAACACAGAAAGGACAAGGUACAGGAUCGACCUUGGGCGACAGCUUCACUUUCUCGAGCAGCGAUGAAGAGAGAGAGCUUGCAAAGGCAGAGGCGCAAAAGGAUUUCGAUGAUAGGCUCGAGAAGGAGAGGAGAGGAGCUGAUUUCAAUGAAGGCAGCAAGAGGUGGUAA